GCUACUCGGAUUGUUAACCUUCACUCUGCGUAAACCUAAAGCUAAACCUCUAAAACCUUGAAUCCAUGGCGGACGAUGGCCGGAGACUACCCAAAUGCCCGGCUACGGAGAAUGCUGCUGCAAGUAGAGAUAUGACUGAAUCCUGCAAGACAUUUGAGGACUUCAUUCGUCGCUUGAAGGCCCGUGCCCCUGCUUCCAAAAGGCAAAAGACGGGCGAGAGUAGUCGACUACCAAUUGUGUUGCGGACUCGGUCUCUACGAAGUCAUGGCUCGAGGUUGAGCUCGGCCUCUACCACCGUCGACCCCCCAACACAGGUGGUCGACCUCGCGAGGAAUGCCUCGGCUCCCUGCCUCCCAUGCCGACUGCCCCGCUCAGAUGGAUUGUUGUCUUCCUCCCACGGCUUCUAUCCUUCGAGGUGAUCUUGCCACCGAUGAGUUCAUGCGGAGCUUUCUCCUUCCUCGGGAUCUAGAGCUAUGCGAGGGCAACCCAGAUCCCCGUCCUAUACUUGAGGCUUUCAUUCGCCACCUAGCCUUGGGAGAUACCUUAAGGGCCACCCAGGCUCGCCUAGAGGUCGAAAGGAAGGCCCGACUGGACUUAGAGUCACAGCUGCAGGUGUCGGAGACCAAGCGCAAGAGUUUGGAGGACAAGUACGCUCAGUUGCAAACAUUGCGCGCCCGUGAAAAUCAUAUGCAUGGGAAAGUCCUUGCUUCGGUGCUGUCAGACUACAAGAGCUCUAAGGCCUUCAAGGAGGAUGCGAGAAAGUACCUUGUUGAGCACAUGGAGGAGCUUUUUACUGAUUGGGCUGCUACACCCGCGGGAAGAGAUCGCAUAGGCAUGGAGGGGCUAUUGAUGUAUGAUGUAGGUCAGUAUACGUUGCAACGAGACAUUUAUGUAAUCCUUCGCAACCGAGACGAGACUUUUGAUCCCGUGGAAUGGGGUCUUCCCGUUGAGUUCGAGAACCCAGACCCCGUGGCCUUAGCCGAGCUAACUGAGGCGGUCAAGGAGGAGAUGGCUGCGGGUUCACCCCGCGAGUAGUAGUUAUGUUUCUUCGCUUCCCUUUUGACCAUGUAUGAUGAACAACCAUGCUUUUGCUUUAUGUUCAAACCUACU
This is a messenger RNA of Ipomoea triloba (trilobed morning glory), 1110 nucleotides long. RefSeq lists its product as uncharacterized. Lineage: Eukaryota; Viridiplantae; Streptophyta; Magnoliopsida; Solanales; Convolvulaceae. The record is from RefSeq and is a predicted model, not a curated record. Bases 334 to 1035 code for a protein of 233 amino acids. The transcript is spliced from 3 exons.